AUGAGCUCCUCCUCCAAUGAACCACCCGCCCAAACCUUCACAGGCUGGGUCGCCCACGACGCCACAAACCCCCUCACCUACACCACCUUCACGCCCAAGCCCUUCACAGAAACCGACAUCGAGAUCCGCGUCACACACUGCGGCAUCUGCGGCACAGAUGUGCACACUCUCCGCUCUGGCUGGGGCCCAACCGACUACCCCUGCGUAGUCGGCCACGAAAUUAUCGGCAUAGUAGAGCGCGUCGGCGCCGCCGUGCCAACCCUCCACUCCUCCCCCGCCUCAGCAUCCAUCCGCAUCGGCGACCGCGUCGGCGUCGGCGCACAGAGCAUGUCCUGUCUCCGGCCGGACUGUGAGGCCUGCGCAGACGGGCAGGAGAGCUACUGCGCGCGCAUCACGGGCACAUACAACGGGCGGUACGCAGACCAGAGCAAGUCGUACGGCGGAUUCGCGAGUCGGUGGCGCGGGCCAGCGCACUUCGUCUUCCAGAUCCCAGAUGCGCUGCCCAGCGCCGAGGCUGCGCCGCUGCUCUGCGGGGGCGUGACUGUUUACGCGCCGCUGCGCAAGUACGGCGCCGGCGCGGGGAAGACAGUGGGCGUAGUGGGUAUUGGCGGACUGGGCCAUUUGGGGAUUCUGUUUGCGCGGGCGCUGGGGGCGGACCGAGUCGUUGCGAUUUCGCGGUCUUCGAGUAAGCGGGCGGAUGCGUUGCAGGGACUGGGCGCGGAUGCGUUUAUUGCUACUGGUGAGGAGAAGGGGUGGGCGAAGACGCACUCGCGGAGCAUCGAUAUUCUCUUGUGCACCGUGUCUGGACCGGGAAUGCCGCUGGGCCAGUAUUUGCGGCUGCUGAAGCGGGAUGGGACCUUCGUGCAGGUGGGGGCGCCGGAGGAGGCGCUGCCGCCGCUGAUGGCGUUUUCGCUGAUCCAGAAGAGUGUGAAGGUUACCGGGUCGAAUAUUGGGUCGCCGGAGGAUAUUCGGCAGAUGUUGCGGCUGGCGGCGGAGAAGAGGGUAUUGCCUUGGAUUCAGAAGAGGCCGAUGGAUGAUGUGAACGCGGCGUUGAAGGAUAUGCAUGAUGGGCGGGCGAGGUAUCGGUAUGUGCUGGAGAAUGGUGAUGCCCAGGCGAAGCUGUAA
Molecule: messenger RNA, 1125 nt
Organism: Penicillium canariense
Lineage: Eukaryota; Fungi; Ascomycota; Eurotiomycetes; Eurotiales; Aspergillaceae
Product: NAD(P)-dependent alcohol dehydrogenase
Exons: 1
Coding region: 1-1125 (374 amino acids)
Biological process (GO): alcohol metabolic process
Molecular function (GO): alcohol dehydrogenase (NADP+) activity; zinc ion binding
Source: RefSeq, a predicted model, not a curated record